AUGGCACCAUUCAGACCGUAUGGAGGAGACGAGGUCAGAGUCGUUAGUGACUUGUCUCGGUUCGACUUUCUGGGGUCACACCCCAAACUCCGCUCGAGAAAUACAACACCGACCAACGCCGAGGUCACCGAGUCCGAAUACUCGAGCAAGUUGACCAUUGACACUUAUAUCCCGCUUUACUCAUCAAGACUAGAUAACAAGCACCGGUACGAGCCUCUACGGAAGGACGAAAAAGAGCAUGGAGACAACAAGGCACAAAGGGAAGCGAUAGUGUUGCCCAAAAGACGACGAUCGGUUGAAAGGCCACCAGUUCCAAAACGCUCGGUUGGGGUCCAAGUGCCUCAGGACCAUAUCCCCCCGGCUCCAACGCCGCCACCGAAGGACACGAACCUACCAUCGCGGGCGAAUUCGAAACGCGAUUUUUUGCCCUAUCCAUCCUCCAUCACUGCAGUCGAGGGGAACCCUCGUCGAGUCCAGCUUCCUGCCAUGCCCCAGCCGUCGGAGUUAUACAGCAAGGGCAAUCAACAGUUUGACGAAGACGGGUCAAGCGUCUCGUCCAACCGCAGAAAGUUGGAACACGACUUGGUGAGGCAAGUAAUGAAUCGACCGCUCAUCUCGUUUCGCGCAGAUCGGUUCGGGCCCGAGUACCAUGGCAAAUUCAUCACCAUCGCCGCCAGUUUCUUUCUCUACUUGUUUGAAAUAUGCUGCAGCAUCAUUGAAAUCGUGCUUGCUUCGGUAUUGCUACGGCAAGACCGUGACGUGUCCGUUGGGAUAUACCGCUACUUUGUAGCUGAUGGCUCAAUCUCGUUGAUCAUCUCAUUGCUAUUUGCACUUCAAGUCAUCAAUUACGAAAAAAGAAAUGGCAGCUUCUAUUGUUUGGCAGCCACAAUCAUCAAAUUGGUUUCUUUCUUCUUGAUCAUUUCGUAUAUUUUCCCCUUGGCAACCUAUGCCACGCUGAAGAUCUGGCUGAUUAGAAGAGCCAAUGGGGCAUUCAUUAUAAUAUCAACGUUUCUUUGGGUGAUAAAUUUGGUCAUGUUUUCCACGACAUUGUACAUUUCGCGAUUGAACUUGUUGGAAGAGUUGAAUAUUGAUUAUUCUAGUAAAGGAGUAGACGGCACAUCGAGCAAGUCAAGGGGACAAGGCUACUGGAGUGAAAAGGACCACAAACCGCUUAAGGAAUACUACUUGAACGAGAACGGCGAGAUGUACGCAUUGAAUGAAGACUGGGAGAAAGAAGAGCAUAAAGACAAGAACAAAAUUUUGGUCUACACUUUCUAA
This is a messenger RNA of Lodderomyces beijingensis, 1278 nucleotides long. Lineage: Eukaryota; Fungi; Ascomycota; Pichiomycetes; Serinales; Debaryomycetaceae. The record is from the annotation of a GenBank genome assembly.